UCCCGGCCAAGUCCGACCCGACACAGCCAGCCUGGCCGGGGGGCCAUACACCCCUGAGGAGCCCGCAGCCAGGGCCCUCGGGCUCCGCUCUGUGCGGCGCUCCGGCGACUCCGGGCUCGGGGCUCUGUCACCCCGGGCGGGAUCCAGUCCAAGUUUCGAACCCUAGCCCCACGGGGUCGUUUCCAGCCGCGCGUUCCCGCCACACUCCUCCUCCGGGCGGAGGGUACAGUGGCCGUGGCCGUGGCUGUGACCGGGGCCCUGGGUCAGAGCGGUGGGGAAGCGCGGAGUUCAUUCGGUGCAGGCCCUCGCGGCGAGGCAGCAGCCGCCGACCUGGGAAAGGUGGACCGGAGCACCGGGGGGCGGAAGGGGUGCCGCCUGCGGGUCAUCCAGAGGACACCGGCAGGAGAAUUCCUGAGGUGGGAGUAAGGGGAGGUUAGGUGGGGGGUAAAGAGGGAGGUCGGGCGUUGGGUAGGAUGCACUGACCUUCCAGGGGCCGCCUCGGAGAAGUGGGAGGACGCACAGGGUCUGGCCUCUCUGCGCGCCUCCUGCCCAUCCUCCCCGCCCCGGCGCGCUAGCCCCCAGCCCUGAACCCUAGCUGCUCCCCCGCUCCACGAUCUCUGGACGCCGCGAAGGGUCCGGGCCGGACAGCCCUCCUGCGCUGUCCCUGAAGAUGUCCGGAGCUAUCUUCACGCCUCUGGAGGGCCCAGGCGCCCUGGACGGGACAAGCGGCCACCCCCUCGUGUGCCCGCUGUGCCACGCGCAGUAUGAGCGCCCCUGCCUGCUGGACUGUUUUCACGAGUUCUGCGCCGGUUGCCUGCGUGGCCGCGCUACUGAUGGCCGCCUCGCCUGCCCUCUGUGCCAGCACCAGACGGUGGUGAAGGGCCCCAGCGGGCUCCCUCCAGUGGAUCGGCUGUUGCAGUUCCUGGUGGACAGCUCAGGGGAUGGCACCGAGGUGGUGCGCUGCGCCAACUGCGACCUGGAGUGCGGCAAGCAGGACGCGGAGACCACGUACUUCUGCAACACGUGUGGGCAGCCGCUGUGCGCGCGCUGCCGAGACGAGACGCACCGGGCACGCAUGUUCGCGCGCCACGACAUCGUGGCCUUGGGCCAGCGCAGCCGCGACGUGCUCCAGAAGUGCACGCUGCACUCCGAGCCCUAUGUCCUGUUCUCCACCGACAAGAAGUCGCUGCUGUGCAUCCGCUGCUUCCGGGACAUGCAGGGGGAGAGCCGCGUCCACUGCGUGGACCUCGAGUCAGCUUACGUCCAGGGCUGCGAGCGGCUGCAGCAGGCGGUGCUGGAGGUGAAGGCCCUGCAGACCGCCACUCGAGAAGCCAUCGAGCUGCUGCAGGCGAUGGUGGAGGAGGUGAGACGCAGCGCGGCGGAGGAGGAGGCCGCCAUCCAGGCCCUCUUCAGCAGCAUGCAGGACAAACUGUCAGAGAGGAAAGCGCUGCUGCUGCAGGCCGUGCAGAGCCAGUAUGAAGAGAAGGACAAGGCCUUCAAGGAGCAGCUCUCCCAUUUAGCCACUCUGCUGCCCACCCUGCAGGUUCACCUGGUCAUCUGCUCUUCCUUCCUCAGCUUGGCCAACAAGGCCGAGUUCCUGGACCUAGGCUACGAGCUGAUGGAGAGAUUGCAGGGCAUCGUCACGCGGCCACAUCGCCUGCGGCCGGCACAGAGCAGCAAGAUCGCCAGCGACCACCGCGCCGAGUUCGCGCGCUGCCUGGAGCCGCUACUGCUGCUGGGGCCACGCCGCGCGGCGGGUGCUGGGGGUGGCACUAGCACGCUCGCAGGGGGCUCAGGCCCCAAGGUGCUGAGGGGGCGCGGCUGCCCUUCCCCGGUAGGGAAGAUGUUGGGGUCGCCGGUCCAAAAGCCCACACUGCACCGGUCCAUCAGUACCAAGGUGCUGCUGGCAGAGGGCAACGACUCACCCUUCACGGAGCAUUGCCGCCACUACGAGGACUCCUACCGGCGCCUGCAGGCAGAGAUGCAGAACCUGAAGGACCAGGUACAGGAGCUGCACCGGGACCUCACCAAGCACCAUUCGCUCAUCAAAGCUGAGAUCAUGGGUGACGUCUUACAUAAGGCCCUGCAGGUGGACGCCCAGAUCGCCUCGGAGUAUGCUUCCGUGGAGGGCCUGAGAGCAGUCUUCCAGGAGAUUUGGGAGGACUCCUACCAGCGGGUGGCUAACGAACAGGAGAUAUAUGAAGCCCAGCUCCAUGACCUUCUCCAGCUGAAGCAGGAGAAUGCCUACCUGACCACCAUCACCAAGCAAAUCACACCCUACAUCCGCUCCAUUGCCAAGGUGAAGGAGCGACUGGAGCCCAGGUUUCAGGUCCCUGUGGACGAACCAUCAGACCAUCCACAAAACACGCAUGAUGAUGGCGUGAAUGCCGAGGCCCCGGCCAGGAGCGAUCCAGUAAGUGUUGCAGAGAAGAAGGAGAAGAACUCAGAGCUGAGAAACAGCCGAGCUCUGGGCGGCCUUGCAGAGGAGCCUCCACUGAAAAACAAAGAUGCGCCCAGACCCAGAUCAAAAAACGGGGGUGAUGCCCCCACCUGGAGGGAGUGCCCAGCUUAGCCUGGGACCAGUUCCAGGGUCAAGCACUUUGCGACAAGCCAAUCAAGGUCAGGAGAGUGAAGAAAAGACAGUUCUCAUUUUCUUUUUUUAAUUUGUAAUCAUUUAUCAUCAAUAAAACCCAGACACUCCGGCAGGUCCCUAUUUCAGGUUCUCUGGCUUAGGCUAGACUUCUCGUGGUUCAGAGUCCUGACCCUUAUCACAGUGGCUCCAGGAGGCAUCCCAGUUCACCCUGCACCUCCCUGUAUACUGGGCUGUGAACUCCUGCCAGGGUGCACCCUCUGAAUUUCAUGAACGAGCCUCUUGGACUAACCCACUGGGCAGCACCUACUCUGCCUCAGAGGAAGCCUAUUCCUUCUGAACCAUGGCCCCGCUGUUAGCUGGAAAGUUCUACCCCAUCGUGAUCCUAGUGCUGACUCAGCCAAGGGGAAAAACCUUCGCUCCAGCUUUUCUCACUGUGGGGCCUGGGCAGAGCUCAUUAAGCAAAGAAAGAGCACCUCCGAACCCCUGUACCCAAGACUGUCCCCACCUGCUGUCACUCUCCUGUGUGCACCUCUGAUGACGUUAAAGCACAG
This is a messenger RNA of Capra hircus (goat), 3144 nucleotides long. RefSeq names its product ring finger protein 207 (gene RNF207). The record is from RefSeq and is a predicted model, not a curated record. Gene Ontology annotation, molecular function: transmembrane transporter binding; Hsp70 protein binding; zinc ion binding. Bases 671 to 2572 code for a protein of 633 amino acids. Gene Ontology annotation, biological process: regulation of cardiac muscle contraction; regulation of heart looping. Lineage: Eukaryota; Metazoa; Chordata; Mammalia; Artiodactyla; Bovidae. Gene Ontology annotation, cellular component: perinuclear region of cytoplasm. The transcript has 18 exons.